Punica granatum (pomegranate) is the source of this 1469-nucleotide messenger RNA. The record is from RefSeq and is a predicted model, not a curated record. Lineage: Eukaryota; Viridiplantae; Streptophyta; Magnoliopsida; Myrtales; Lythraceae.
UUUCAACAUAGAGCCUCCCCUGCUUUUGUUCUUCCUUUAAUUGAAACGAACUGUCCUGAAGAGGAAAGGACCCGACUCAACUCGAGAUGGGCUUCCUCUUCAAGAUCCUGCUCCUCGCUCUGCUCCUCGUCCACUCGAAAGCAGACCCCGACAUCCUCAACUUCUCGAACUUCAGCAGCGGCAUUACCACGCCUGGCAGCAGCAUCGACAACUCGACCGAUCCGGGGCAGGCUCGGCAGCUCGCCGGGCGCUGCAACUACUUCCGUGGGAAGUGGGUGUACGAUCCCUCGUACCCUCUGUACAACUUUAGGAGCUGUCCCUUCAUCGAUCCCCAGUUCAACUGCAAGAAGUACGGCCGUCCCGACUCCGCGUACCUCAAGUACCGGUGGCAGCCCUUCGCCUGCAGCCUUCCCAGGUUCAAUGGGGUGAGCUUCCUCGAGAGAUGGCGCGGGAAGAAGAUAAUGUUCGUCGGGGACUCGCUAAGCCAGAACAUGUGGGAGUCCUUGUCCUGCAUGAUCCACGCCUGGGUGCCCAAUGCCAGGGCUUCCCUGAUCCGGAGAGACGGCCUCUCUUCCCUCACUUUCCAGGAUUACGGUGUGAUGAUAAUGCUGUACCGGACCCCAUUCCUGGUGGAUGUCGUGAACGAAAGAGCAGGUCGUGUCCUGAAGCUCGACUCCAUCAACAAUGGUAAAGCCUGGAAGGGAAUGGACAUGCUGAUCUUCAACACGUGGCACUGGUGGACCCACAGCGGCCGAACCCAACCGUGGGACUAUAUGCAGGAAGGGAACAGAUACUACAAGGACAUAAACCGGCUUGUUGCAUACUAUAAGGGCCUGACCACUUGGGCGCGGUGGGUGAACCUCAAUGUCGACCCGACCAAGACCAAGGUCUUCUUCCAGGGGAUCUCUCCCACCCAUUAUGAGGGCAAGGAUUGGAGGAUGCCAUCCAAAUCUUGCCAAGGCGAGAGCCAGCCCUACUUCGGUUUCAGGUAUCCUGCAGGGACCCCGAUACCGUGGGUGGUCGUGAACAAAGUCCUGAGUCGGAUCAAAAAGCCGGUCUACUGGCUGGACAUCACGGCCCUAUCCCAGUACCGGAAGGACGCACACCCUUCAGCUUACAGUGGAGAGCACAGAGGAAACGAUUGCAGCCACUGGUGCCUCCCCGGAUUGCCCGAUACUUGGAACGAGCUCCUCUACGCGGCGAUUUUCAGCUGAUGAAAGGCCAGACAUAGGAUUUGAUUUGUCUGUGUAGUUAGGUUCUUAAUCUUAUGUUCUCAUUUCAUUUUUCUUUCUCCAUAGGAUCAAUUAGUUCCCAUUUCAAUUGGUGAUUUUUAAAUGGGCAAAUAAGAGGGUUAAUGGCUCCAAUUUGUAUAUUCUUCCAUUGGUUUGAGGCUGUAAAAUUGCCUUGAGAUGUAUUUGUAGGCGCUCAUGCCCUUGAAUUGAAAUGCCUACACAAUGCAUAUUAGGAGA